GGCCGCAUUGAAAGACAUCUCGCACGCCGCCUCGCAAUUUUCCACCGUGACACCGUUCAUCUUCCUCGAGCGUGUGACACAGCAUCGCACGCUGUCCAUUUGGCCAUGUUUCGGCCAGCAUUAACGCGCCAUCACGGCGCCUCUCAGGCGCUCCACGCGGUGCGGAGGGGCUACGCAUCCCAUGGUGCCGCGUCCAAGGCCCGAUUGAAUGUCCCGACCGACUAUGCCAAAACCCCGCUGCUUCACCACUCCUCCAAGUCCGUGCUGGGCAUGCAGGGGCUCUCGGACGAGGCGCGCAAUGGCACCACCUCCCGCAUCAACCUCUACCAGGCCAUCAAUGCCGCCAUGGCCCACGCCCUUCGCACCGACCAGCGAGUCCUGGUCUUCGGCGAGGACGUGGCGUUUGGCGGCGUGUUUCGCGCUUCCAUGGGCCUCCAGACCGAGUUUGGCGACGACCGCGUCUUCAACACGCCGCUGAGCGAGCAGGGCCUCGUGGGCUUUGCCAUUGGCGCAGCGUUGGAGGGCAUGCGGCCCAUCGCAGAGGUGCAAUUUGCCGAUUACGUCUUUCCCGCAUACGAUCAGAUUGUGAACGAAGCGGCCAAGAUUCGCUACCGGUACGGUGCCAACGCCGACGUCUACAAUGCUGGUGGCCUAGUGCUCCGAAUGCCGGCCGGCGGUGUGGGACACGGCGCCCUCUACCAUACGCAGUCCCCGGAGUCUCUCUUCACCCACGUGCCUGGCAUGCGGGUCAUUGUCCCUCGCUCGCCCUCCCAAGCAAAAGGCCUUUUACUCGCUUCCGUGCAAAGCCCCGAUCCCGUCAUUUUCCUCGAGCCCAAGAUUCUCUAUCGCGCGGCCGUGGAAUACGUCCCCUCCGAGGCUUACACCCUGCCACUGGACAAGGCAGAAGUGUUGAAGGAGGGCAACGACGUCACCAUCAUCUCCUACGGCACUCCACUCUACACCUGUCAAAAUGCUCUGACCGCGGCGGAGAAGGACUUUGGAUGCUCCAUCGAGCUCAUUGAUCUCCGUGCAAUCUACCCAUGGGACAGACCGGCCAUCGUAAAGUCGGUCAACAAGACCGGACGCUGCAUCAUCGUGCACGAGAGCAUGAUCAAUGCUGGGGUGGGUGCGGAGAUUGCCGCGACGGUGCAAGACAAGUGUUUCUUACGGCUGGAGGCGCCAGUCACCCGAGUCGCUGGGCUCACCACACAUACCGGUCUGGCUUACGAAAGGCAUAUCAUCCCGGAUGUGGCGAAGGUAUACGAUGCGAUUAAGAGGACUCUCGACUACUGAUGCCAAGCUGCCUCGUGUGCCAGUCUGGUUUCCGAUCCUGCGACUUGCGAUGCAUGGGUAACAAGCCAUAUCAUGGCUUUAGGGCGCUACGGUGUGCUAUGUUGGGCGGAGUCGUGUUUCAUUCGACACAUUGCGAGCAGUCAAGCAAGGUUGGGGCACUGUCGUAUUCGAGCGGGGACGUGCUAGAGAUGUCCGUCGGCCGAGCGGGAUCGGCAUCAUGGAUGUCAGAAUCAAGUAGAUGGCCUGAAUAUCAAUAUCCCUGUCACAUGAGAGG
Molecule: messenger RNA, 1567 nt
Organism: Neohortaea acidophila
Lineage: Eukaryota; Fungi; Ascomycota; Dothideomycetes; Mycosphaerellales; Teratosphaeriaceae
Product: thiamine diphosphate-binding protein
Exons: 1
Coding region: 106-1293 (395 amino acids)
Biological process (GO): response to nutrient; branched-chain amino acid catabolic process
Molecular function (GO): catalytic activity
Source: RefSeq, a predicted model, not a curated record